AUGGCCGACGAGUUGUGGGAUACCCUUAGGCUCCGAGGGCUAGCAGCCUUCGCUCCUCAUUUUGUGCAAUGUAGAGUUGUGGCCGUGGAUGCCGUGCCGCUGCACGCGGCAGCUCUCAUAGCUGCUGGUAUACCAGCUUGGGCUGUGGAACUGGCGGCCCGGGGCCGAGAGCCGACAGCGUCUAUGCAACCGCCUGCGGAGGAGCGCAGACGGGAUGACUUCCCGCGACCACCGCGGGUUACCCGUGCCAGCAUGCAGGCUGCUUUUGAGGCAGCCAGACCAGAGAACCGCCGGCAGGCAUUGGCAUCGCUUGACCAGGACGUUCUUGCAGCCAGCACAGUGGACUCCAAUAACAGCCGAAUACGGUUUUAUACUGCCAUAUGCCGGGCGUGGGGGAUCGAGCCCUGGCCCUUGUCUCGUGAAUCAGUUCGGGCCUUCGGCGCGUGUUUGAAGGCGGGUGGCUACAAGAGUGUAGCCGUUUACUUCUCGGCAGUGAUCGGACACCAAGUUCGGACGAUGUGGCAGGCGCCUAGCCCGGAGCUGCGACGGUGCAUGCAAGACACCAGGCGGGCCGUCCUCCGUGGAGCCGGCCCCACCCGCCUGAAGGACUUCUUCGACGUGCCCAUCUUGAAGCGGAUUCUGGAUGAAGAGGACGAGCGGGCCUUCUCGAUUGACGAGCCGAGUCACAUGGGGGAUGUGAUGUUGGCCUGCGCGUGGUGGAUGCUACGCGAAAUCGAGUCCUCAAGUGCUCAGGUAUGCCAUGUCAGGUUCAACGAUCGCACGGGCGAGGUCACUCUGAUGCUGCCGGUACAGAAGUGCGAUCAGAGGGGGACUUUGUGUUGCCGGACCCUGUUGUGUGCGUGCCGGGCAGCUCAACAGGUACUGUGCCCGUUCCAUUGUCUCAAGAGGCAUAUGACCAGGCUGAGCCGUUUGGGCAGCGAGGCCGUGGCUCCUCGUGCACCUUUGUUCCCCAGCAGCGCGGGAGGCGUGUUGUCCAAGGAUCAGUUUAUCAAAGCUUCCAGGACAGCCUUGCAAGCAUGCGGCCUGGAGACGACUCGAGAGUUUGAGGGCGUACAGUUGGAACGCUUCACGGGGCACAUAGCUCGUAUCUCUGGCGUGCAAUGGUUGCACAACAUCGGAAUCCCGAUGGCGAUGUUGCAGGUGCUCGGCAGAUGGGCCAGCUUGACGAUCCUACGGUACCUGCAGUCGGCGCCACUGCAGACUUUGCCGGCUACGGCGGCUAGGGCCCUGAACCAAGGUUCUGCUCCGCCUUCCGGCGAGGGCGGUUGGCUCUUGAUCCCAGGCGCCAGCGACGCGCCUCUGACCGAGGCAAUUGCCCAGGAAGGAUCGGACGAUGAAGUGCAAAUCAUCGAGCCAGGCAGGCACAAACGUCGACGCAGGCAGGCCGUCCAGCCUCAGGCGGAAGCAGAGGCCGAAUCGCGGCCCCCAUCACCGGCCGAUGGGGCGGACCAGGCGACACUGGAGGGUCUUCGCAAUGAGAUGGCCACGGUGCAGGCCGCGCUGUCGGAGCUUAAGAAGCAGGAAUCCUACAUCGUUCAGGGGAGGUCCCGAAAGCAUCACAGGAUUGCUAUUCCGGAGGCAGCGAACCCCCCGACUUCUUGGUCCACGGUGUGCGGCUGGAAGUAUGGCCUCAGCAAGUUUUAUCGAUCCCAUACGAUCGGGUCCUCUGAUCAAACGUGCUGCCGCUGCUUCAAUAUCGUGAGAGAUGACGGACAUGAGGAGUCCAGUCAGGGAUCCGAGACGGGGUCCGAGAACUCAUCUGGGGAGAGCUCUGACAGCUCCUCCAGCUCUGACUUGGACACCUUCGACGGCGACUACGGCAAGCUCGGCAGGCAGAUUCAGGAUUCGUUUGAGAGGGCGGUAGCUUUUCACAAGUGGAAUGUCGGGUCAGUAGUCCGAGACUACCUGGCAGCUCGUGGAGUGCUGUCGGUUGGUACUCUGUCUAUGUUGGCCCGGGAUGAUGAAGAUUUUCGGACCACGAUCAUAGAACCUUUGAUCCGGGGAUUCGACACAGGUCAUGGAGUGCUGGAGCUCGACGAGGUCGAGAAACCCAUAGCCAGAGCCGUUCUCCUGUACAUGUUCCACCUGGCUCGCGAGGCCAGAGCAGCGGCGGCUACAACCUCGACACCGACGCCUACCGGACCAUCAGUUACCUCGUCAUUGGGCACGGUGUCGGCCAAAGCGACCAACGAGGACAGAGCGCCCAAGACCCUGCCACCCAAGGUUUGGUCCGAUGCCGUGGCCAAGUACAACUCGGUGUGCAUAGCAGGAGUUCCUCGAGAGUUCCCGGUUCAGAAGUUGGUGGGGGCGGAAAGCGUGCUUUCACGUUUUCACUGGGAGCAUGUCACCAGCAAGGCAUAUUCACCUCUGGAGCUCGGAGAACUGGUGUCGAAACGUAGCUUCACAGCCACGGGCGGUGUCAACUACUUGGCAGCGAGGAAAAAGCCCACCAAGCUCGAGUUCGAUGGCGAGUCUCUCCAGACGACUGAAGAGGCGACAUGGGAGCCACGAUCGUUGUGGUCAGUGGUGGAUGGCCUUGACGCCAUCCGAUGGUGUCAUAUCUUGUUCGAGGUCGGGGAGGAGCACCAGAUCAACCGCUUUUACGAUGAGAUGAUUCGGCGUGCCAGGCAACAUCCUGACAAAGUCGAGAUUUUCCGCGACUACUACGCAGCGGUGUCGUGGAGCAUAUGCAUGGCCAUGCGCGUCAACAAGACCUAUAAGGAGGCGAGCGAUGCCAUCUUGACCGACGUCACCAUGUGGAAUGAGUACAUGGCUCGGGAGCCCAAGGACAAUAAGAAGAGGAAAAAGCCCGACACCCCAUCGCCCACUGAGGAUGCGGACUGGGCGUAUCGGGCCUGGACACCCAAGGGCUAUGGCGGUAAGGGCAAAGGCAAAGGCAAGAAGGGCGGCAAGCAGCGUGAAUGGCAGGGCCAAUCAUGGCGACAAUGGCAGCCGACACCUUCGUGGGGCAAGGGUUCUUGGUCCAGACCGUCUCGCUGGACCAGAGACGAUGCCAAGGCGGACGAGCCUAGCCAGCCAGCUGCUUUGGGCGAGAGUGCGCCGGAGACGGACACACAGGUGGAGCCGACAGCGCCUCACCAAGCGAUCGACUCUGGGGAUAGUGGCAAGGCGUCAUCCACACCCAGCACGUCUCAGACCGGGUUUCCACCGGGACCAGCGGCCUCUGAGAACACGCGGGCCGCAGCCGCCACUGUGACGCUCCGCGGGGACUCCGCACUGCCCGUUGGCGGCCUGGAUCAGUGUGGUGAUGUGAUUCUGCUGUCGUUCUUUGACGGCGUAGGAUCGGCUGCGCUGGCCUUGAGAUCCUUGGGAGUCCGAGUGCGGGCCACCAUCGAGUGGGAGAACGACCCCAGCGCCUUGACAGUUUCAGCGCAAUCCUGCAAAUGCCUUCGGUUGAAGAGGGGAGACUUGACUGCUGACGACCCACAGAAGAUCGCGAUCAUCCUGCAGGACUUUCUCCGCGAGAAGAAGUCCACCGUUCUGGUGACGGCCGGGCCCCCAUGCCCAGACUACUCCAAGCUGAAUGCCUCGGCUCAGGGUCGGGCAGGCGACAGCGGGCAGUUGUUCGUUCGAUUUGCAGAGUUCUUGAGGCAGCUUGAGUCCAUCAUGCAGAUGCGCUUUCAGCUCUUGGUGGAGAAUGUACUGAUGCAGAAGGCCACAGAUCUGGAAUGGUUCAAUCGCGCAUUGGAUGCGCGGCCAAUCGCGGCUGACGCUGCCAGCUUUGGCCUCAUCAGCCGCCCACGAACAUGGUGGACACGGAUAGAUUGGACACGCGUAAAUCGUAAUCCGUACUACCCGGACAAGGCCCUCAAGUGGGAUAGAUUGGAUGGUCUGGACCGGCUUCAGCUCGGCGUGCAGCCAGAUGACCCUGCCUCUUUCCAGAUGAAGGGUCUCCAGUUUCACGAGACCAUCCUUAACAACAAGCGGAAACUCCCAUGCCUCACUACACCUGCUCCAGGCGACGAAGGGAGACCUCCACCGAAGAAGAUGCGGGGUACAGUAUCAGCUGCCGCUAAACAACGAUGGCUAUCGGGCAAUAGACAAUACGCUCCAUGGGUGUACGAGGAUCAUGCCCUGGUCUACGAGGCGAGCGGUGACGGCCAGUUACUACCUGCUGAACUGAAAGAACAAUUGCAUCAUUAUCCGGAGGGUUUUACCCGCCACCAGCGUGUACCUCCCAAAGAACGUCACAGAUUGCUGGGGAACUCUUGGCAUGUCGGUGUGGCCCGAUUCUUGCUGGCCCUUGUCUUGCUCAACAGUACCGUUGGCCAGUCGAAGGUUCAGGCCCAUGGCAUCGAGGACGCCAUGACCCAGGCUAAGGCCAGAGAUAUCCCUGUGGCAGGACACAUACAGGGAUCAUCAACGGUCCCCGUCAGGCCUGCACAGGACAUGUGGGAACAGUGGGAAAACAGUGCUUCUAUCAAUCACCCACUGUUGGACCCCCCAGAGCUGGAGGUCGCGGUUCAGCGCACGAUGCAUGCUAUCAUGGCUGAGGGUUCUGCUUUGCCUGCGAAGAGAGCACACAUACUGGAACAGCUCCGUGAUCUGCGUUCCAAGAUGCAAACCGAAACGAAGCAGUGGUUUGACAGUCUCCCUCCUCACGUGGCUAGUGCGUACACGUAUGACAACGAUAAGAUUGUGCAAAUACCUCUGCUGAUGCGCCUACUCCGAGGCUGUGGUUAUCCCGACUGCGAUCGCCUGGAGAAGGAGCUGUGUUCGGGCUUUCCGCUGAUAGGCCAGUUGUCGCGCUCACCGGGCUGGCAUCCCCGAACGGACGAUUGGUAUGAUCACCCAAUCCCUGAGAGUGUGUUCGCGAAGCUGAAUAGACAACACGUUCGUGAAAGGGCGGCGCGACCACGUCCUGACCCAGAGUGGCAAACCAUGCUGUCUGAGGUCCUACAGGAACGGGAUAAAGGCCUCCUCGAAGGGCCGUUCGAGGCUCACCCAGAUUGGGGCUUUCAGGCUGUGGGGCCCAGCACAUCCGAUAAGGCCGAUCUGCUGCCCAUGACUUCCGAGGUGGCAUAUGCAGCUUUUGCUUUUAGUGUGGUUCAGGAGGGAUCGGACAACCGACGGAAGGUUCGUCGUUGCGAGGACUACAGACGCUCUCAUCAUAAUGACACCGUCAGGGCCUUCGAUAAGCCACCUCACGACACUGUGGAUACAUAUGUCAGGAUCGUUCGAGCGUGGGCCUCACUUCAUCAAGAUGCUCAGGUGUGGUGUCAGGAUAUGAUGAGCGCUUAUCGCCAGUACCCUGUGCAGGAACCCACGCAUGCUUAUAUGUUGCUGCAGCUCCCUCAUGGUGUGUCGGUUUGGCGACAUCGAGUUUUGCCAUUCGGGAGUGCACCGUCGGUAUGGCAUUUCAACAGGUGUACAGAUGCGGUUGUGUGGCUUUCCAGAUGUUUGGUGCUGGUUUUGGCUUUGCACUACGUAGAUGACGUUGGGGGGCCGGAGCCUUCUUGGUCUGCCAGUUCAGCUUGCGCCACCUUCCGCGAACUGUGCGAGAUCCUGGGGAUUAGAGUGAAACCCUCCAAGGAGCAGUUACCAGCGACAGUGCAGAAGGUCCUGGGUGUCUUGAUUACGAUACAACAUGACAUGCUCCAGGUCAAACCGGAUCCUGAACGCAUUCGUCGAGUCUCCGAGGCCUUGCGACUGUGCUUGAAGGCCGACCGGCUCACGCCUGAAGAGGCGUCCAGGUUAUGCGGCAAACUGGUUUUUCUUCAGUCGAGCUUGUUUGGCAUGGUCGGACGGGCAGCUCUCAGCCCGUUGUACUCCAGAUCUCACGGCGGGGCCCGACAGGACAUUGCUCUAAAUCAGGGUCUUCGCAGUGCCAUUACGGUCCUGCUUUCAGUUUUGCAACGUGCCAAGCCUCGUUGCAUUCCCCUGCGACCAGCUUCCAGGCGCACCAGCGUGGUGUACGCAGAUGCCUUCUUCAAGUUAGGCGAUAGGCUCUGGAAGGCAGGCCACGCAGAGGUCAGACAUUGGACGCGAUCCAGAGUUUCUUCUUUGCAGAAUGGUUGGGGCUUCUUGGCCAAAGCGGGCGCGGUCGUUACCGCAGGGCAUGGCGAUGUGCCCGCGGCGGUCGUAGAGCUCUUUGGUACCCGCAAGGCUUAUAUUUUCUUUCUUGAAGUGAACGCUCAAAUCCUCGCGCUGCUAGCCAAUAGACGUUUUCUCGACUCCUUUUGGGUGUGCUUCAUAGAUAACCGGGCAGGGAAAGCGGCUCUCGUUAAAGGAUUCAGUGGUGAUCCCUCUAUCAACAACCUGCUGGCUUUCUUUUGGUGCCUCUGCUGUGAGCUCGGCUGGUUUGGCCAUUUCGAGUGGGUGGCCAGCAAGCUGAAUCCUUCUGACCCCAUCUCCCGCGGGGAGCUCGAUGGGGCCGUGGAACGACAGGCGCGUUUCCUUCAACGGGUUCCUCAGGCCUACUGGUCCCUGCUGGCGAAGAUCGCUAAUAGCAUGGAGUACGCUACAGGCGAUGCUGUGCAGGAGGCGCUUCAGAUCGAGUUCUGCUUUGCAUAG
This is a messenger RNA of Symbiodinium sp. CCMP2592, 6555 nucleotides long. NCBI's taxonomy places the organism in Eukaryota, Dinophyceae, Suessiales, Symbiodiniaceae. The record is from the annotation of a GenBank genome assembly.